Molecule: messenger RNA, 1753 nt
Organism: Leguminivora glycinivorella
Lineage: Eukaryota; Metazoa; Arthropoda; Insecta; Lepidoptera; Tortricidae
Product: proline-rich protein 12-like
Exons: 2
Coding region: 961-1680 (239 amino acids)
Source: RefSeq, a predicted model, not a curated record
UGCGACUAACGUACGCUUGCAUGUGUGUGUGUGGCUGCGCCCACCACGAUACCUGUACGCCAAUAAACCAGUGCAUAACUAGCUACCGGUUGUUUCACUUGUGUCCACCUACGUAUCCAACAGUGGCGACGAAUACCCACAUUUAGGAAAAAAAAAACAUGUCUUCUGGAUUAUUUGGAAUUUUGACCAGUUUUGACCACAAUGAACAUGAGUGGAAGACUUACAAAAGCCGUCUGACACAGUGGUUUGUGGCAAACGACAUCACCGAUGUGACAGACGCAACCGGAACAAAGCGCAGAGCUAUAUUGCUAAGUGCACUCACGGAGGGUACGUACAGACUCGCUGCGGAUUUGGUUCUACCAAAGGAUGUACAAACGGUGCCCUACGACGAUAUCAUAACAAGUUUGGAUACUCAUUUCAACCCUAAGAGAGUAGGGUUCAGCGAGAGACACAAUUUCUACGCAGCGGUACAACGACAAGGCGAAACGCACUCACAGUGGGCCGCGAGACUUCGUGGCCUGACGUCGCUUUGUGCCUUCAAGAAUGUGGAGGAAACGCUGCUCGAUCGCUUUAUUAUGGGAAUGAGGGCUUGUUAUGAAAAAGAAAAGCUGUACGCUCAGGAUCUGACUGGCCUUACGCUUGGCAAAGCUGUGGAAUACGCCGAAAAUGUUGCCACCGCGCGCGCAGCUGCCACCGCUAGCGCGAGCGGAGCGGGCGCCGCCGCCGCCGCCGCGGGCGCCGCGACGCUGGACCCGCUAUUAAAGAUAUCGCGCAGUACUAGUGCCCAUAAGGGACAGGCCGCGGCUAAGUCUAGCCGUUUAGCGAAGCCUAAGUGUACCACAUGCGGAUAUACCAACCACAAGACCGCGGAGUGUCAGUACAGUGAUUAUGUGUGUAAGAAGUGUAACGUUAAAGGCCAUCUACGUAGGGUGUGUCCGUCAAAAGUGAACUACGUAGACAAUGGAGCCGACGACGAGGACUUCGGAGACGAUGUGCUCACAGGACAAUACUAAUGUAUCCAACCGUAAAAAAUUCGCAAUUGGCUCAUUUGUACUAUAUACAAAAAAUGUAAACAAUGAUAAAAUCAUGUGGUGUAAAGGAACGGUACAAAAACGAAUAGGACGCGUAAUGUAUUUAAUUAAAGACUGGGAUUCUCAAAUAUGUUAUCGCAAACACAUAAACCAAUUAGCAUUGUAUAAGGGUCAUAUAGGAGAUGCUAAUGUAUGGGACUACGACAAUCACGAUAAACGUACACACUCACCUGCCUCGACGUCUACGCUGACACCAGUACAUGCGCCGCCGUCGCCGCCGCCGCCGCCGCCGCCGCUGCCGCCGCCAUCGCGGUCGCCGCCAUCGCCGCCGCCGCCGCCAUCGCGGUCGCCGUCAUCGCCGCCGCCGCCGCCAUCGCCGCCAUCGCGGUCGCCGCCGCCGCCGCCGCCGCCGCCGCCAACGCAGUCGCCGCCGCCGACACCACAAUCGUUGAUGUUGCCACCGCCCGACCAGAAUGCAUCAGACCGUACUCACCCCAUGGAGGAGGAAGAGUACGACGAAGACGAGGAAGCGGAGGAAGAGUUUCAUGAGGCAGAGUCAGAAUCAGAAUCAGAUGAUGAACCGCCAACAGGCAAGGCACGGAGAGUGAUGCGUCCCCGUCCCAGAGUAAAUUAUAAAAAAUACUUUUAGGCUUUAGCAUUACAAUUAGGUUAAAGAUUAAUACUGUAAUAGGUGGAGGGAUGUUCAGUAUGCGACUAACGUA